Molecule: messenger RNA, 2958 nt
Organism: Pecten maximus
Lineage: Eukaryota; Metazoa; Mollusca; Bivalvia; Pectinida; Pectinidae
Product: exonuclease mut-7 homolog
Biological process (GO): nucleobase-containing compound metabolic process
Molecular function (GO): 3'-5' exonuclease activity; nucleic acid binding
Source: RefSeq, a predicted model, not a curated record
UUUUAAACAGAUUCAUGUAACAAAUACAUCAAAGUGGAUGGCAGCAAAUAUGGACAAAUCACAAAGGGAGACAACUGUUGGUGAAAUGAAGAAAAUUUUAGAGGAACUAGAAGAUAAGUGGGGUGAUGAUACAAAAAAAGACAAGACCAAUGUGUACAGGACAUUGAGACACCAUCUGUCUAAAUGUACAAAUCCUUACACUCUGGUCGCUUAUAUUGUAGAAAAAAGCAAAGAUUAUCAUCUGCCAAAGACAUCAACUCUCGCCUAUUGCAUCAUGAAAGAGUUUGACAAUUGGUGCAGUUCAAAAGAAAACAUUCACAAAUAUUCACAGUUUCUUCUCACACAGGAGUUGAAAUUACAUGUGUUACACAUGUGCACUCGCUACCAUAUGACUAUGAUUGGCUUAGCUAUAAAGGCAUUCCAGCUUGACCACCCAGAGAACAGCUUGGUGCCUGUACUGAGGUGCUUUCUGGAGAAACAUAAAUUUAAAGAGGCUGCUGUUUGUGCUGGUAAACUCGGUUUACAGGACCAUUUCUCUGUAGAAGAGAUUGUUUUACCACUGAUCUUACAAGACAAGGUGAACUUGAUAGAAACCUUUUUAAUGGGAAACCCAGGUCAACAGCUGCUAGUUGUACAGAUGCUUGACAGACUUUGUGAUCGAUCUGUCGAUAUGGCCGCCAUUAUCGGUUCGUCAGGUGUGCAAAAUGUGAAACGAGAAAAGAUGCACUGGAAACCUCUAAGUAAGCUGGCCGCCCGCUUGAUGAAGCUGUAUGAUAUUUCUCCAGAUUUGUGCCCAAACAUCAGCAAUGCAAGAGGACUAGGAGCAGUCAAGUACCUGUUGUAUAAAAGAUAUAUAGAGGGAUCAAUGGGAGCUGGAAGCUGGGAAGAAAUGGUGCAGAGUGCCGUUGGUGACAGUGCCUUACUAAAGGAACAAUUAAUAGAACAGCUGAUGUGUUACAAUGAGACGACAGCAGCGGCAAAAUGGGCAGAUCAUUACGAGUUGUCUGACGAAUGUAUUCCUCCAGUGGUGGCCGAACACAGGAAGAGCCUGAAAGAAAACCCUGGCCUUACUACAGAAAAUAUAGAUGGUGAGGACUGGGACGCUGACUGCUAUACUGAUGGUGACAUAAAAACAUCCUGGUAUCCACUGAAGAUCUCCCAGGACGCAAUCACUAUGGUUAACACAAAGGAAAGCUACUCGGCAUGUUUGCAACGACUGUCUCGGCCUGGAACAACUAUAGGAAUUGAUUCAGAAUGGAAACCUGGUUUUGGGAACACAGUUCAAAGAUUGGCCCUGAUGCAGCUGGCUGUUUUAGACCAUAUCUAUCUACUAGACAUCAUUUACCUGUCCCAACAUCUACCGGAGGACGACUGGCAGCAGUUUGUAGCAUGUGUCUUCUGUAAUCCAGCCGUACUCAAACUAGGUUAUGGACUAGACUCAGAUUUUCAGAUGUUUGUUAAGAUGUUUCCCUUCCUGAAAGAAAACCUUUCACAUAUGUGUCGUGUUGUGGAGUUAGAGAAAGUUGCUCAGAAGGUUAUAGAUAAAACGGUAAACCUACUCCCCGAGACGGGACAGUCCGACGAAGAAGAUGCUCCAUUAGAAGACUGUGACAGUGGAGUAAACAUCAAGUUCCCCAAGAAAGAAGCACGUGGUCUUAGUGAAUUAGUGAGACAGACACUUGGGAGGCCUCUUAGUAAAACGGAACAGAUGUCAAAUUGGGAACGGAGACCAUUACGGCCAGCUCAAAUCACUUAUGCAGCAUUGGAUGCCCAUGUUCUACUGGAAGUGUAUGACGAACUGAUCAGACAAGCACAGAAGUUAAAGAUGAACUUUGACAUGGAACCUCCUGUGAGCAUGAAGUGGAUGAAGGCAAGCAAGCGAGACAAGAUGAAGGCAAAGGCUAAAGGUCAAAAGUUUCCAUAUAAAAACAAAUCUCCAAAGACCACCCAGUAUACUUCCCCACACCCUCGGGGAGCAGGCCCCAGUCACCACAUGUCCCCCGGGCAGCUCAAGGUCGUAGUGGACUCCAUGUUACAGGGACUAGGUCGCCAGCUGAGGAGUUGUGGAGUAGAUGUCUACAUCCUAGAGAACCAUGAGGACCAUGACCGAACCAUUGAGAUAUGCAGAAUGCAGAACAGAAUUGUGCUAACCAGCGGAAACCCUUAUAUAAUGGUGCGGUCACAUGUUGGGGAACACAUGUGUUACUGUGUACAGAGUGUGACUGCAAGGGAACAGGUGAUAGAAGUCAUGGAACACUUCGGGGUGAAGGUGAAAACUGAGGACAUCUUCAGUCGCUGUCAGGUGUGUAAUGGUGACCAGUACCUUAAAAUACCACAGAAACAGACCCGGCAAUUAUGGUUCAGGAAGCAACAACAGUCGUCCGUGACAGGGUCCCGGGUCCAGAUGUUGAUGAACAUUGCUAAUCCUAGCUCUAUGUCAGAAGCUGACAUGUUAUGUAUGAAGGAUUUAGCCAGCUAUGGUGUUAACUGGACCAAUGUGUCUGUAGCGGCAAAUGGUGCUCCAAUACAUAUUGAGACAGUACCUGAAGGCAUACUGGAAAAAGUGGACUUAUUUUAUGUGUGUCAGAAAUGUGGUAAGGUUUUCUGGGAAGGUUCGCACUUCACAAAAGUCAAGGAACAAUUUGCACAUGUUUUGACAUUGGGUGAGUGACAAAGGUUUGGAAUCAUCACUGGAGUUCGACUUUGAUCAGUAGGGAAUCACGUGGACAUACCUGUUUGUAUUGUCUUAAUUUUUAAUCAACAAGAACAGGAAUGGUAUUAAAUGUACCAGUGUUCCAAGAACUGCCAUUGUGGUGCAAUAUGAUUCUGACAAGUCUGUGUUAAGUGUCUUUCAAGACAGCAUUUAUGAAUUCAUUGAAUAUAAGCCAACAUAUAAAUAGCAAAGAUGAUAAAAAUAAAAAUUGUGUAAAUAAAUUUUCAAAAAGGAAUCUUAUAUUA